AUGACUGCCGAGAGCGCCAAAGCCAAUGGCCCCAUGAGGAGCCAGGAGGCCGCGGAGAACAAGGCGCUGGCUGCAGCUGCCCCAUCACGGCGUCGCAGGCGCCGCCGGAGGCGCAAGUCCCCCCCAGAAGUGACCGUGAAAGGGCAGCUCCGCAUGCGCUCGCCCUCAGGUGUCUUCGUCAUGGUGGGCAUCUCUGUCGUCUUGGUGGGCAUGACGAUUGCCGUGGUGGGCUACUGGCCUCAUCGGGCUGGGGCCAGCUCAGGGAAUGCCAGCAGCCCUGGCGACGUGAGGAAGGAGGUGGCUCACGCUCGCCAUUUCCCGCACAGCGAGAAGCUCAAGCUCAUUGGUCCCGUCAUCAUGGGCAUUGGCCUCUUCAUCUUCAUCUGCGCCAACACCAUGCUGUACGAGAACAGAGACAUGGAGACGCGCCUGCUCAUGCAGAAGGGCCUCUACGGCAUGGCUGCGGGCCUCCCCACGGAGCCCAGUGCCGAGGACAAGUACUGCGAGACGAGGGUGAGCCAGCCGGUGCCUGUGGACAGCGUGGAGGGCUGCUACGAGGUGGACCUCGCCUCCAGGGUCUUCCACCCGUGCCCCAGCAGCAAAUGGUCUGAGUGCUACGGAGCCAAGCGGCUCCAGACCACAGCCCAGCUCCUCCACCACAAUGGCGCGUCGCCUUCUGCCUCCCUCCUCAGCGUCCACUCGGGCAACUUGCCUGAUGGCAACCUCAACCUUUCCUUCAGCCCUGGGGCGGAAUCGCUCCUUUCCUCUGCUGUCAACACGCUGGCACUGCCUGUGAUCAAGCUCAACAACUGCCUGCUGGACACGGUGGCCGUGGCCCCGGGGGCCGGCGCGGCCGCGGAGGAGAGCCCUGCCAAGCCCAUCGCUGAGGUGCGGAGGCCAUCUUGGGCCCUCCUGUCCCACAGCAGCGGCACGUCGCCAGGAGGGCAGGAGCACCAGGACAACCAUGUUGUCAUCAACAUGGAGGCCGUCUGCCCUGUCACCCCCGCUAAGGAGCUCAGCUCAGACCCACAGCUCCACAACCCAGGACACUCCAAGUCCCUGGACCUGGGCCGGCCUGCGGUGCUGCUGGUGGCUCCCAUCAAAGACCGCAAAAAUCGGAGCUGGCCUCGGCUCGAUCACCUCAGCCUGGUGGCUUAUGCCAAGCUGGGGAGCACGGGCGAGUCGUCGGACCUGCUGCUGGAGCAGCGGGGCAGGCAGGAGGCCCGGCCGGGCUCGUGGGAGGUGGGCAAGGAGAGAGGCUCACAGGUGUGA
Molecule: messenger RNA, 1272 nt
Organism: Nothoprocta perdicaria
Lineage: Eukaryota; Metazoa; Chordata; Aves; Tinamiformes; Tinamidae
Gene: TMEM200B
Product: transmembrane protein 200B
Exons: 2
Coding region: 1-1272 (423 amino acids)
Source: RefSeq, a predicted model, not a curated record